AUGAUAAAAAAAUACAGCUUAUACAUGCAUAUUGCUCCGUUUGUUAUGAUUGUUUAGUUCUUUUCAACUUUUUGUCAAUUUUUUUCCCACUAGAAUGUCGUCACAAAGCACAAUCAUGAUAAAAAAAAGAUGGCUUAUACUUACAUAUUGCUGCUUUUGUUAUUUGGAAAAUCAAUCCCGCUACAGACCCUCAGUGACUUGCGACCCCCGGUGACCCCCAGUGACAUGGCAGCUGAUGUGUAAACAUAGCUUGAAAAAAAAAAAGAAAAAAUCUAGAAAAAGCAGGAACUCGUCUAUCCUCACCUCUCGCCGCCAUUCUCCUCCUCCACCGACGACGGCCAUAGCUCGCCGAAAUUUCUGCAAUCUUCGUCGCUCUCAUCAAUCUGUACGCAAAGUGGAAGAAUGGAGGUUGAUUCAAAUGUUGGUGAGAAUCCUUUUAUACAUGAGGGCGAAGAUGUUGAAGAACCUAAAAAGGGUAUGUGUUGUAGCUCAAGGGAAGAGGUGUACACAUUUUAUGGCAAAUAUGCUAAGCAUGUUGGAUUUUCUAUAGCUCAUAGAGCACAACAUUUUGGAGAUGAUGGGCAAUUGUUAAACUUUGCAAUUGAAUGUUCUCGAGCGGGGCAGAGAAAAAAGAAAUCAGAAGUCAACCCUCUGAAGCCAUGUUUGUCUACAAAGAUUGGUAGCAUAGCAAGGGUACGAGGUAGUGUACAAAAGGAUGAGAGAUAUAAACUAACCACAGUUAACCUUGAGCAUAAUCUUGAUUUGAUUCCCAUCGACUCACGUCAUUUUGCAAUGAAUAAGAAAAUUCUUACUCCUGUGAAGAGAAGAUUAGAAAUUAAUGAUGAAGCAGGGAUUAGGGUGUCUAGGAACUUUCAUUCAAUGGUUGUUGACGCGGAGGGAUACGAGUCAUUGACAUUUGACGAGCGAGAUGCAAGAAAUUACAUUGAGAGAGCUAGAAGGUUGAGGCUUGGGGAAGGUGAUGUUGAAUCACUUCAAAGUUAUUUUAUGAGGAUGCAAGCACAUAGUGAGAGAUUCUUUUAUGUGAUUGAUGUUGAUGAAGAGUUUCGCAUUAGAAACUUGUUUUAGGCUGAUGCUAGGAGUCGGGCGACUUAUGAAGCAUUUGGAGAUGUCGUUUCAUUUGACACAACGUAUUUGACGAACAAAUAUGACAUGCCAUUUGCUCCAUUGUCGGAGUUAAUCACCGUGGACAGUCCAUUUUGCUUGGUUGCGGAUUGUUGUCUAGUGAAGACACUAACACAUUUGUUUGGCUAUUCAAGUCAUGGUUAAGUUGCAUGUCAAAUCAUCCGCUAAAAGCUAUCAUAACUGAUCAGUGUAGAGCUAUGCAAAAUGCUAUAGAAAUUGUGUUUCCGCAAGCUCGACAUCGGUGGUGCUUAUGACAUAUCAUGAAGAAAAUUUCGGAGAAGUUGAAAGGAUAUGCGCAGUAUGAAGCCAUAAAGUUGGCUAUACAAAAUGCAGUUUAUGACUGUUUGACAAGAGUUGAAUUUGAGAGUAAAUGGGAAGAGAUGCUUGUAACAUUCAAUCUUUAUGAUAAUGAGUGGUUGGGGGUACUAUAUGAUGAGUGGAAUCGAUGGGUACCUGUCUAUGUUAAAGACAUUUUUUGGGCUGGCAUGUCAACUACACAACGAAGUGAAAGUAUGAAUGCGUUUUUUGAUGGAUAUGUAAAUCCAAAAACUACAUUGAAGCAAUUCGUUGAAAAAUAUGACAAUGUCUUGAGAAAUAAGGUAGAGAAAGAGAAGAAAGCAGACUUCAAGUCUCGACACAAAUUGUUUGAUUGCCUAACUAUAUAUGGCUUUGAGAAGCAAUUUCAGCAAGCCUACACCAAUGCGAAAUUCAAAGAAGUUCAAGGAGAGUUGAAGAGAUUAAUUUACUGUCAGGCGGUGAUUGUGAAAGAGGAGGGAUCAAUUUCUACAUAUAAUGUCCAAGAAGCGAUGGUAGUUUGUGAGAAGAUGAAGCAUGUGGACUUUGUUGUUUAUUUUAAUUCAACUGAAUGUGAAGUUCAAUGCAUAUGUCGGUUGUUUAAGUUUAGAGGCAUUAUGUGUGCUCACUCACUUGCUGUGCUUGUUAGAAGAUGCAUAAAUGAGGUGCCAAGUAAAUACAUUUUGCCCCGGUGGAGAAAAGAUGUGGAUAGAGAAUACGCAUGCAUCAAAACCACAUACACCGGCUUUGGGAAUGAUUUCAAUGCAAGUACCUAUGAGAGAAUGAACAAAAAAUUGAUUGCCAUUGUACAACUUGCUGGUAACUCUGAAGGCAAAACUAGAAUUGUAGACCUUGGGUUGGAUGAAAUCAAGGAAAUAGUCAUGAAAGAAGAAUCCGGUGAUGGGAGUAAUUUACCAUGUUCAACAAAAAGUCCGAUUCACACCGGUUCUACAUAAGGAGGUACUAAUAGGAAGGUGAUCAGUCCUUUGGUUGCUCAGCGAAGAGGUCGUCUAGUUACGAAACGGAAGGUUGCCAAAGUAGAUCAAAUUGUUAAUCGGUUCAAGG
Messenger RNA from Camellia sinensis, 2502 nucleotides. Lineage: Eukaryota; Viridiplantae; Streptophyta; Magnoliopsida; Ericales; Theaceae. The record is from RefSeq and is a predicted model, not a curated record.